Messenger RNA from Ictalurus punctatus (channel catfish), 1455 nucleotides. RefSeq names its product loricrin-like. Lineage: Eukaryota; Metazoa; Chordata; Actinopteri; Siluriformes; Ictaluridae. The coding region runs from base 1 to 1455 and encodes 484 amino acids. The transcript has a single exon. The record is from RefSeq and is a predicted model, not a curated record.
AUGAGUGAAGAGGUGGAGCGAAUAGUCCGGCACGGAGCGUGUUAUUUCCUACUGAGAAUUCAAACAUGGGCAAAAAGUGUGAGUGAUGAAGGAGGUGUGGUCUCUGUGACUGUCAGUCUAAAUGGAGGAGGUGUGGCCUCUGUGAAUAUCAGUCUAAAUGGGGGAGGUGUGGCCUCUGUGAAUAUCAGUCUAAAUGGGGGAGGUGUGGCCUCUGUGAAUAUCAGUCUAAAUGGGGGAGGUGUGGCCUCUGUGAAUAUCAGUCUAAAUGGGGGAGGUGUGGCCUCUGUGAAUAUCGGUCUCAAUGGAGGAGGUGUGGCCUCUGUGAAUAUCAGUCUAAAUGGAGGAGGUGUGGCCUCUGUGAAUAUCAGUCUAAAUGGGGGAGGUGUGGCCUCUGUGAAUAUCGGUCUCAAUGGAGGAGGUGUGGCCUCUGUGAAUAUCAGUCUAAAUGGAGGAGGUGUGGCCUCUGUGAAUAUCAGUCUAAAUGUAGGAGGUGUGGCCUCUGUGAAUAUCAGUCUAAAUGGGGGAGGUGUGGCCUCUGUGAAUAUCAGUCUAAAUGGAGGAGGUGUGGCCUCUGUGAAUAUCAGUCUAAAUGGGGGAGGUGUGGCCUCUGUGAAUAUCAGUCUAAAUGGAGGAGGUGUGGCCUCUGUGAAUAUCAGUCUAAAUGGGGGAGGUGUGGCCUCUGUGAAUAUCAGUCUAAAUGGAGGAGGUGUGGCCUCUGUGAAUAUCAGUCUAAAUGGGGGAGGUGUGGCCUCUGUGAAUAUCAGUCUAAAUGGGGGAGGUGUGGCCUCUGUGAAUAUCAGUGUCAAUGGAGGAGGUGUGGCCUCUGUGACUGUCAGUCUGAAUGGAGGAGGUGUGGCCUCUGUGACUGUCAGUCUGAAUGGAGGAGGUGUGGCCUCUGUGACUGUCAGUCUGAAUGGAGGAGGUGUGGCCUCUGUGACUGUCAGUCUGCAUGGAGGAGGUGUGGCCUCUGUGACUGUCAGUCUGUAUGGAGGAGGUGUGGCCUCUGUGACUGUCAGUCUGCAUGGAGGAGGUGUGGCCUCUGUGACUGUCAGUCUGUAUGGAGGAGGUGUGGCCUCUGUGACUGUCAGUCUGAAUGGAGGAGGUGUGGCCUCUGUGACUGUCAGUCUGAAUGGAGGAGGUGUGGCCUCUGUGACUGUCAGUCUGAAUGGAGGAGGUGUGGCCUCUGUGACUGUCAGUCUGAAUGGAGGAGGUGUGGCCUCUGUGACUGUCAGUCUGAAUGGAGGAGGUGUGGCCUCUGUGACUGUCAGUCUGAAUGGAGGAGGUGUGGCCUCUGUGACUGUCAGUCUGCAUGGAGGAGGUGUGGUCUCUGAUAUUACUAGUUACACUGAAAGAGGUAUGGCCUCUCUGACAGUUAGUCUCAAUAGAGGACAUGUGUCCUUUGUACCUGCCAGUUACACUAAAGGUUGCAUGACCUUUGUGUCUGUCAGUCCCUGA